This is a messenger RNA of Exophiala aquamarina CBS 119918, 1908 nucleotides long. RefSeq lists its product as uncharacterized. Gene Ontology annotation, molecular function: FAD binding; 3-(3-hydroxyphenyl)propionate hydroxylase activity. Gene Ontology annotation, biological process: 3-(3-hydroxy)phenylpropionate catabolic process. The record is from RefSeq and is a predicted model, not a curated record. The transcript is spliced from 5 exons. NCBI's taxonomy places the organism in Eukaryota, Fungi, Ascomycota, Eurotiomycetes, Chaetothyriales, Herpotrichiellaceae. Bases 1 to 1908 code for a protein of 635 amino acids.
AUGACGACCGGCGAGGAGAUAGAGACCACCAAUGUUAUCAUUUGCGGUUGUGGACCGACGGGUGCUCUUCUAAGUGCGUACUUGGGUCAAAUGUCGAUAUCCAAUGUCGUACUUGAAAAAGAGAAAGAAAUUGUGACGGAUCCACGAGGCAUAGCCUUGGAUGAAGAUGGAAUUCGACUACUUCAAGGCCUCGGCCUGUAUGAUAAGGUGCACACUGAAAUCGGAGAAGCACUUGGCUGGCUUCACUUCACCUCUGGCAAAAAGGGGUUGAAUACCAAGCCGUUCAUGAAAAUGGACCUCAGCACGACCGGUCCCCUUGGUCAUGUCGGGGCGAUCUCGCAUAAGCAACCAGUGCUAGAGAGGAACAUUCGCGAAGCAGCAAGUCGAUUUCCAAGCUCUCAACUCCGCCUCGGCUCAACCCUCACCGCAAUCGAAGAAGAUGAAAGAGAAGUCUUGGUGACAUACCACAAUGGGGACGGUAGAACACGACAGAUUAGAGGGAAAUUCCUUGUUGCAGCAGACGGUAAAACUGGAUUCACACGGAAACAAUAUCUAGAGCCAAAGGGCAUCGUCCUGGAGAGCCUUCACGGGUACGAAUACCUGGAGACCUGGGUCGCUGCAAAUUUCCAUAUGGAUUUGCCAACUACUGAAAGCCAUCCUGAUUUCCCUUUGUGGCAACUGGGCUUCACGCCACAGCAAGUUUACGACGCCUUCUUCCCCCGAAACUUCCGUUUCAUUGGGAAUCCCCACCGACCAGCCGUUUGUGGCACGUUUGGUUUACGAGAGGAGCGUUUGUGGAGGUUCGAAUUUGUCGUUGAAAAAGAGGAAGAUCCUUACAAAAUAGCAUCGUACAAAGAUGUAACUGGGGUCAUAUUCCCAUACCUGACUCAUCCAGGUCACAUCUACGGUUUGAAAGAGCCAGUCCAAUACCCAGAAGACUGUAUACACGUAUUACGAUCGAGGCCAUUCACAUUCUCCGCUAGAAGCUGCAAUAGCUGGUUCCUAGGGCGUGUGAUACUUUGUGGAGACGCAGCUCAUGUCAUGCCACCUUUUGGAGGCCAGGGUAUCGUAUCGGGAUUCAGAGAUGCGUCCGGCAUUGCUUGGAGACUCGCUGCAGCUUGUAGAGCGGGAAUGGCAGUCGACCAUCAACGCCUCUUUCUUGGCUGGUGUCUGGAGAGAAAGCAAUCUCUUGACAGAUCGAUCGCAACUACUGUGGCGAAUGGGAGUCUGACCACCGCGCGGAGCAGUGUGAAAAUCUUCUGCAGAGAUUGGAUACUUUGGCUCAUGCAACUCAUUCCUCGCCUGCGACGGAAGCUUGAACUUGGUCCACGGGCGGACGGGUUGCCACGUUAUAAGUGGAAGGAAGGCAUGGCAUUUCUUCCUGGCCUUGCAGGCGGCGUCUGCUUUCCUCAGGUUUACUGUCGACCUGUGUUUGGCGAUGUAGAUGCUGAUAUACGUUUUACUGAUGAUGUCAUCUUCAAAUGUCCACCUAACCCACUACUGCGCCUUGUGGUUUUGGUGGACGACAUGACCGACGCCGAGGCAGCUCAAUCUGAGUUGGAAAACCUGGAUCUUCAAGCGACAUCCCAAGGGAUGCUGGAAAUGGAAGAGGUUUGCUUUUUGGUGCAUGACCCCUUACUUCACUCGCCGACUAAGUCGAAAGCAAUAUCCGCCACACAAAUCCAUCGAAUUGCAACAGGUGAAGAAUUUGCGAAAUCCGGUCUCUGUGUCAACCGCCCAGCGCCAGAGGGUUAUGACAUGUAUCAGAUUAAGUUGGCGUUACCCGGUCGACGAUACAUUCUGGUGAGACCAGACAGAAUUGUCUUUGCAGCCUGUCGGUCUGGCGAAGAUCUAAAGGUGGCUUGUGGCGAAAUCCCGUCGGUUCUCCUUGGAUAUUCUUCAAGCUAG